AAGAAGAAGAAGAAGAAGAAGAAGACAGGAAGCAGCUGUAUCGGUGGUGCGUAAUAGAAGUUGUACAAAGAACCUUAAACACUACAUUGCGACGAUCACAGACGACAUGGACAACUAAAUAUAGAGAAAAUAGAGAGAUGUGACAUGGUGGCCAGCUGUGGUUCCGUGGCCGUCCUGCAACCCCCAGUGUGGACCCUGAUGUGGUCCUUUCUGCUGCUGCUUGUCAGUCCAGUGUGGUCCUUCCAGGGGGCAGAGCGUCUCCCCCCGCCGAGUCAGGUCCACGCUGACCCCCUCCGGUGGUCCGCCCCGCCCAACCACACCGGUCUGUCCUACACCGUUCAGCUUAGAGGCUUUGAAGCUGAGCGGUGGAGCGACUUCCUGCCUUGUGUCAAGACCCAGAAGACCUCCUGUAAUGUAACCAUGCAGGACGCGGAGGCUAGCUGUGUCCGUCUUCGUGUUCUUGCACAUGGACACAGCUUGACUUCUGACCCUGAGGAAGCCUGCAGCCAACAAGGUUCCUCCUGCAGCCCCGAGGUCCAGCUGAGCGCCCAGCCCGGCAGCCUGACGGUGCUCCUCCGCGUGGACCACCCGCGCAUCCUGGAGUACGGAGCCUUCAUGAAAUACCUCGUCUACCUGGGCCGGGAGGGGGAGCCCCUGGAGGAGUACGGCCAAUCUCCGUCGUCGCUGGUGAUCAAGGAGCUGGAGGAGGGGGGGCGGUACUGUGUCAGAGUGGGCCUCGUCUUCCACGGGGUCCGCAUAGGGCUCCCCAGCUGUGUCAAGUGUCAAGACAUUCCCCAAUCGGGUGAGCGGGCCAGGCAGCUGUUGGUCACCCUGGUUCUGGUGAUCUCCGUCACGGCAGUGCUGGUGGUUCUGUCAGUGAUCUACUUCCUUCUCUUCCAGAGCCGGAGGAUCAAGGAGUGGAUGCGACCGCCCUAUGUGGAACCAAAUUGCAUCAGAGAGCUUUGUCCCGUGGAUCCGGCUCUCACCUACCAACCCAUCAAAGAGCAGUGCGACCGCAUCUCCCUCAUCCACCCCUCCGCCUGAGCCUUCCCCAAGCCAUCCCUUCACAGCGGACUCCCAGAGUCCGUCAACACUAAUGAGAACGGAGCUCUUGCAGUCAUUUUUUUAGGAUGAACCAUUACCAACUAUGAUGUUUUUUUAUUUACUUUUUUUAAUGUUCUACAAAAACUUCAGAACAGUCAUCAUUUAAUUCAUGACAUAAUUGUGUGGCGGCCACUAGUGACGGCUGUACCAGCACCAGCAGUGUUCAUUUACUUGACUUCAUGUAACCUAUUAUUGACCACUAGAUUAUGCACACAACCAAACUUGAUUUCGAUUUGAUUAAACUGGGGCACCGGUAUGACAUCCAUUUACAUAAUUUAUUAAAUAAAACUUGAUAGUAAAAUAA
Molecule: messenger RNA, 1408 nt
Organism: Gadus macrocephalus (Pacific cod)
Lineage: Eukaryota; Metazoa; Chordata; Actinopteri; Gadiformes; Gadidae
Exons: 7
Coding region: 145-1044 (299 amino acids)
Molecular function (GO): protein binding
Source: RefSeq, a predicted model, not a curated record